Stegastes partitus (bicolor damselfish) is the source of this 1525-nucleotide messenger RNA. RefSeq names its product transducin beta like 2 (gene tbl2). Gene Ontology annotation, biological process: endoplasmic reticulum unfolded protein response. The record is from RefSeq and is a predicted model, not a curated record. NCBI's taxonomy places the organism in Eukaryota, Metazoa, Chordata, Actinopteri, Pomacentridae. Gene Ontology annotation, cellular component: endoplasmic reticulum. The coding region runs from base 37 to 1362 and encodes 441 amino acids. The transcript has 7 exons. Gene Ontology annotation, molecular function: protein binding.
UAGCGUCGCAAAAAUACGUGGCAGAAAGCUUUCGACAUGGAGGUAGCCGCACUGAUCGCCUUGACUUUGUUACUGGGAGCGCUGGUUAUUCUUGUAGCGUUGGCGGUGGGCAGACGGAAAGAAGAGAUAAGAGAGGAGACGGAGCAGGCGGCGGAGUUUGCCGCUGAAAGCAGUGCUGCAAAGGGCCCUGCGUCCAAGAAACAGAAGCAGGAGAAACAGCGCAGUCGCAAAGACAAACCGUCACAGCACACUUUCAGCCAUCCACUGUUGGCAUCCUCACUGAAGGGCCACAGUGGAAACGUGACGUGCCUUGAUUUCAGCAGUAACGGGAAGUACCUGGCAUCCUGCGCUGACGACCGCACCGUCCGGAUCUGGAGCACCAAAGACUUCCUGGACCGGGAGCACAAGUGUCUGAGAGCCAAUGUAGAGCUGGAUCACGCUACGCUCGUCAGCUUCAGCCCCGACUCCAGGGCAUUUAUCACCUGGUUGGCCAAUGGAGACGCCAUUCGAAUCUUCAAAAUGAUCAAGAAGGAUGACGGCACUUUAAGCUUCAAAGCCGCUGCUGAGGAUUUUCCACAGAAACACAAGGCCCCCAUCCUCAACAUCGGCAUUGCAGAGACGGGCAAGUUCAUCAUGAGCGCCUCCACUGACACCAGCAUCCACAUCUGGGACCUGAAAGGAGACAUACUGGCCUCCAUCAACACUAAUCAGAUGACCAAUUCCUAUGCUGCCAUCUCCCCAUGUGGCAGGUUUGUAGCUUCCUGCGGUUUCACUCCUGAUGUGAAGGUCUGGGAGGUUUGCUUCGGGAAAGGAGGAGAGUUCAGGGAGGUGGCCCGAGCCUUCGACCUGAAGGGCCACUCUGCAGGAGUUCACGCAUUCGCCUUCUCUAAUGACUCUCACAGAAUGGUGACUGUCUCCAAAGACGGUACGUGGAAGCUGUGGAACACCGAUGUUGAGUACAAAAAGCAGCAGGAUCCCUACCUCCUGAAGACCGUUCCUUGUGCCUCGUCAGACGGCAGCCGGGUGGCCUUAUCUCCAGACGGUCGCGUGGUGGCCGUCAGUGAUGGCUGUAACGUUGCGAUGUACGACGCUGCCAGUGGCAAGCUGGAGGAGGAGCUGCAUGGCGUCCACAGUGUGGAGAUCACUGACCUUAGAUUUGACAUUAAUGGGCGCUUCUUGGUGUGCAGCGGCGACAAGGCUAUCCGAGUGUUUCACAAUGCGCCGGGCUACCGGGCGGCCAUCAGGGACAUGCAGGACAUGUUGAAGAAGGCCCAGAACGAGGCCAUGAAGCAGAGACUGCAGCAGCAGAUAAAAGAGGCUCAGAGCGCCCUGGACACUGUGCUUGCUGCUCCUGUUGACUGAAAGAACCUCAAGGAAUCGUGCCCUGACUGUGAUUGUGUUUGACUCUGACUGCUGAGCUCUUUUGUGAUGUCAACUCUCCUUCUGCCACUAAGUGAUCUGGCUGAGGAAUGAUGAAAUUUGCAUGCAGUUUUAAUAAAGAAUAUGUUUUUAUGGAAAGAUGAAA